UGUUUAAAGGUGUGGUGCAGAAAACUAUUUUUUAAAAGUGACCGACUCGUACCACAGGAAAACAAAAAAAGACAUUUUGAUAUUAACAAUUAAUAAAAUCGGGCAAUUUAAUAAUAAAUAUCACCUAAAAUGAAAAACAUAUCUGUUUUCUGCAUUGCUAUGGUACUAUUUGUACUCGGAUUAGUUAUUGUUCGUUGCGAUGACAGUACAACAGCAUGUAAAACUUUGGAAAAUGAUUACAGUGUACUCCUUAAACUGAUAAAACUGGAGGAGGAGGUUAUGAAACAAGGAGCAAUAAUUAAAGAACAUAGAGAAGAAAUAAGAGAAAAUCGUAAGGCCUUUGAGAAGCACAAUGCAGAUGGAUCUACGUACAUUCGUUGGGGUAGGACCAUGUGUCCAAGUGGAGCUACGGAAGUAUACAAAGGCUAUAUAGCAGGUUCAUUUUACACACAUAGUGGGGCAGCCGCACGUCCGUUAUGCUUAACUACCAAACCUACAUGGGGCUAUUAUACAACAAAUGAAGAAUCAUCUGCAUUUAUUUACGGAGCCGAGUAUCAAGCAGAUGGGUACAGCAGAUGGAGCUCAAUACACCAACAUGACCCGCCAUGUAUUGUUUGUCGCGUACCCCAUAAUGACGUGUUAAUGGUUCCAGGCACUAGCGUUUGUCCAAAUUCCUACAGUCUACAAUACAACGGUUAUUUGAUGGCGGGCCAUCACGCACAUCCGGCAGCUACAGAUUACAUUUGCGUUGAUGGUAAUCCUGAAACAAUUGACAGAAGUUAUGCAAACACUAAUGGAUUUUUGCUUUACUUUGUCCAAGCCCAAUGCGGUUCUCUCUCUUGUGGACCUUAUGUACAAAGCAGAGAGAUAACAUGCGCUGUGUGUACGUUUUCUUUAUAACACUGAAUCCCGACUUUGAAUUUUGUACAUUGGCAAUUGAUUUACAACGAAACGCAAAUUUUAUAUUAAUUCAGAUGUUACUUUUAUAUUUCUAUUAAACAAUUUAUCAUUUAUCAAACAUGCAGUAUAGUUAUUCAGUUUAUACAGGGGACAUGUGCUUCAUGUGUGUUUUGAUGUAACAAAAGUGCUAUAAAUUCAAACAUUUUUACUUAUUUUAGAUAUGAACAAAACUUCAAAAGUAUCAGUGCUUCGAAAGAAAAAAACCACUAUAUAUCUAAACUUUAUUAUUUGUCUGAUGACUUUCGUAUAUUAACAAUGAAAUGUUAUUAAUCAUUAUCAUUUAUGAUGAUCGCUAGCCAUGCACCAGAAUUUAAAUAGGUGGAAUAUUUGUUCGUUGAUUUUUCAUUAAUAUGGUUCUAUCAUAAAAUUAGUUGACCAUCUAGCAAACAUAAAUACAUUCUUUGUACAUGUAAAAACAGUAUAUAAUUCA
Molecule: messenger RNA, 1390 nt
Organism: Ruditapes philippinarum (Manila clam)
Lineage: Eukaryota; Metazoa; Mollusca; Bivalvia; Venerida; Veneridae
Product: short-chain collagen C4-like
Exons: 2
Coding region: 130-900 (256 amino acids)
Source: RefSeq, a predicted model, not a curated record